Messenger RNA from Eutrema salsugineum, 1032 nucleotides. Its product is annotated as bidirectional sugar transporter SWEET1. Gene Ontology annotation, cellular component: membrane. Gene Ontology annotation, molecular function: sugar transmembrane transporter activity. The record is from RefSeq and is a predicted model, not a curated record. Gene Ontology annotation, biological process: carbohydrate transport. The coding region runs from base 111 to 854 and encodes 247 amino acids. The transcript is spliced from 6 exons. Lineage: Eukaryota; Viridiplantae; Streptophyta; Magnoliopsida; Brassicales; Brassicaceae.
GGAAGACGCUUGCCGAUACAAACACUCAGCUCAUUUUCUCUCACUUUCUCUCACUUUCUCUCCGCUCACAAACAAGAAAGAAAAAUCUUUUGUCGAGUUAGAGAUCAAAGAUGAACAUCGCUCACACCAUCUUCGGCGUUUUCGGGAAUGCGACUGCUCUGUUUCUGUUCUUGGCUCCUUCGAUAACAUUCAAGAGAAUCAUCAAGAACAAAUCGACUGAACAGUUCUCUGGUAUCCCUUACCCUAUGACUCUCCUCAACUGUCUUCUCUCCGCCUGGUACGGACUCCCCUUUGUGUCAAAAGACAACACACUUGUGAGCACAAUCAAUGGCACAGGAGCAGUAAUCGAGACAAUCUAUGUGUUGAUCUUCCUUUUCUAUGCACCAAAGAAGGAAAAAGCUAAGAUCUUUGGGAUCUUCACUGCCGUCUUGGCCGUAUUCGCAACGGUGGCUCUUGUCUCUCUCUUUGCCCUCCAUGGAAACGCCAGAAAACUCUUCUGUGGUAUUGCAGCCACCGUUUUCUCCAUCAUCAUGUACGCUUCUCCACUCUCAAUCAUGAGAUUGGUGAUAAAGACGAAGAGUGUAGAGUACAUGCCAUUCUUUUUGUCUCUCUUUGUGUUCCUCUGUGGAACUUCGUGGUUCGUCUAUGGUCUUAUCGGUCGUGACCCUUUCGUUGCAAUCCCAAAUGGGUUUGGAUGUGCUUUAGGGACGUUGCAAUUGAUUCUCUACUUCAUCUACUGUGGAAACAAAGGCGAGAAAUCUGCGGUUGCUGAAAAGAUUGAGAAGUCGGUGGAGAUGAAAGAUGAGGAGAAGAAGCAAAAUGUGGUUAAUGGGAAGCAAGACCAGCAAGUUUAAAGCUUCUGACGAUUUGUUAUGGGAUUUCGUAUUAACUCUUCUUAAUUAGAGUUUUGCUUUUGUGUUUGUUUGGAUGUAAAAACAACUAUGCUGAAGAAAAGAAAAAAUGUAAGGUUCCUAAUUUUCGACUGAUUAAGAGUGUUUGAAGAAGAUGACGAUGAUGCUUUUGCGACUUUAA